UUCUUUUUUUUUUUUUUUUCUUCCCUUCCGUCAUCGUUGGCGUAAUAUUCCUUUUACCUUUUACACUUCACCUUUGGCCAAGCACAUGCCGUCCACGCGAACACGCAAGUGCCCCCUUCCUUGGGCUUCUUCAGGCUUCUAGAAGGCCGGCAUGCCGUAUUGCAAAACCCGUCCCAACCCAUGCUGCCGAACAAGGUGUGCUGUGGGAGGGGUGUGCACCAGACAAGGUUCGGACAAACACGGCUCUGGACUCGGGUUGCAGAUGCCAGGCCUCGUGCCAAACCUGGGGGCUCGCCUUGGCAUACCCGACUCCUCCACUCACGAAUGCCCAAAAGCGACGCACAUGACGACGUCCCUGGAGUGUCCUGGGCGUGUCAUGUGUGUGAACUGCUGCCAGGGUUCGACGAGGUUACCAGUGACUGAGUUUACUCAACUUGGAAACCAUCCUCUAUUGGAGUCGAGUCUAAGCCGCCUGCCCCACGCCCCAUCCCUUCUCCAAACCCUCUCUUGCUGCCAUCCUUUACCACAACAGCCAAACGUUAGGGUGGCGCGAGAGCCUUCGGGAGGCGGUCUUGCUUGCUUGUCGGCGGGAUGGCAGGGGCAAGUGCCUCCGCUUGGAGGAAGAGGAAACAGGAAAAGUCAAAACGAGGCAUAUCGUCAUCACUCCCACCACCACAUCCGCCAGCCCCAUCCAUCAUCCACCUCGGUUGAGUCAGCCUAGCUCGGCUGGGCCUGAGUAGUCCUGUCGGUGUUUGCGACAGCACAGCAGCCACAAGACACACGAGCUGGGCCUCGACUUCAAGACACCCCCGGUCUACCGGUCGGGCCGUCCCCUCCAGGGUGCAGCGCCUGCUUCGCCUUGUUGCACCGUUGUACCCCUGUCUCGCGGGCCCAUGGGCCGCCCACGGUUGUUUUGGUCAGUGAGCUGCCGGCACAUGUUUUGCAACAGUCAACCGCAGGCUCGCAGAAGGAGAACAUGAAGACACGGCGAGGUAUAGGGAGAGCAACUGAUUGGCUGCACUUCACUCUUCACUCUUCGAGACGCGGCCCUUGUGCAGACCCUAUCUACGCCUCCCGACCUGGGCGAGGUACACUCAGGCUGCAGCAUCCAAAGUGGCUGGCUGGCUGGCUCCCCAGACGAAGGUCCCUUCGGUCUGACUCGCUGGGCUUGGGCGCUGGACAGCGGGCAAAGCCUCAAUCCAGCUUUGUCGGGUGCGCCAGCUAUUUUCGUUGGGUAGCGGCGGCCCCAGUUUGGCUGGGCAGUGUCGGCACCCGCCAGGCGUCAAUCGUGGCCCAAAAUACCCCGAGCCCCUGGUCUUGCUCCUCCCAUCCUUCCCAUCCAAGACCCCCAAGACCCAAAGACCCCUCCGCCGCCUUUUCCCAAAAUUCGCGCCAGCAGCUGGCAGCACACGCACACACAGGCCAUCCCUCCUCCCCCACCUGCUGGAAAGCACGCCCCCUCACCUCGACCGCAUGGCAAGCAUCAAGGGUGCACCUGUCGGAGAAAGUCGUCAGAGUGUGAAAGAGGGAUAAAAAUUUUCUUCGCCAUCUCGGCCCCCUUCAAGGCCCCUUCAACAAUCGCUCUGCAUCCCGUCUCCGGUUCACCGUCCUCGCUGCAUAUCCCGCCUCGGCCCACGCUCCCCCAAACUCCCGCUCAGCCUUUUUUCCAUCUCGCCCUUGGGCUCUAUCAUCCUCUCCCUGCCAUUGGCGCGCCCAACCCUUGUUAGUGGCCUUGUGGCGACCCCUCACAUCGCCCCCGGCUCGGUCCAGCUCCCAGCUCGUUACUCUCCAAUCCUUGCCCUAGCACACAUGGCUGUCAUCAUGAUCUAGCCCCAUUUUCGUGCCAUUUGCUGCUCUCCAAGCCCUGUCUGCGCUUUCCUUUUCCCCGAUCUUCCAAACAGCUCCUCGGCACUGCCUGUACAUGUGCCUGUGCUGCUCCUCCUGCCGCUCACAGCCAUCUUCGGCACGUGCCGAGCCCCGAGAUCGCCCGACUCAGCAUGGCCACUGGAGACAAUAUUGACGACCGGAGUAGAACCGCCGCAACGGCGGAGGACGACGGAGUGGACCACAUCGGAAUCGACACCCCACGCUCGGGCGUGGCCACACCGCAACCAGACCUCCAUGACAAGCGACUGCCGGGCAUCAUGAGCUACUUUGGUCAGAGCGGCCAAUCGACCCCGACCCGUUCCCUCUCCACCGCGCAUGCCUCGCGCAGCGGCAGCCAGGAGGAUGCGAACAAGGAAAACGGGAACGGAAUCGGAAUCGACCGCACCGCCACAAGCACCCCGUCCCUCCGGUCGGGAGAGCAGGUGCCGGCCCCCAAGGGCAAGCUCACCAUCAAGGUCACCGAGGGCAAGGGGCUGCGGAAAUGCCGCGACCCAUACGUUGUCGCCGUUUUCCAGCGGAGCGAGCUUAUAUCAGGCGGCCCGCGCACCUUCGAGGAUGAGGACGAAUCUGCCUUGUCGGUCGGGAGCGUUCCCAUGGGGGGUGUGCCCAUCCAGCGUACAGCAAGUGACACGGGCAGAAUCCCCAUGGCCAUCCCCAUGAGGAGUCGCCAGAGCAGCAACACCAGCGUCAGCGAUUAUGCCACCUUCCGGAACCGAACUAGGCGAUCAUUCACGAGGCCAAAGUGGGACGCCGAGGCAGUCUUCGACGUUAUCGACAAGAACAUGCUUGUUGAGAUCACCAUCUACGAUCACGGCUCCGCCGGUGAGGAGUUCCUCGGUCAUGUCGAGAUCGAGGCUAGCAAGGACAGGCCCGUCCAUGGCUGGUACCCGCUCACUGGUCACGCCGACACCAUGGCGGAAAACGCGCCGACGGGCGAGAUCUUCGUCGAAGUCAACUACCAGUGGACGGAGCGCAAGCACUAUGGGCCGAGGGACUUUGAUAUCCUCAAGCUUAUCGGGAAGGGCACGUUUGGCCAGGUCUACCAGGUGCGCAAGAAGGACACGGGGCGCAUCUAUGCCAUGAAGGUCUUGUCAAAGAAGGUAAUUGUGCAGAAGAAGGAGGUGGCGCACACGGUCGGCGAGCGAAACAUUCUGGUGCGGACCGCCACGUCCAACUCGCCCUUCAUCGUCAGCCUCAAGUUCUCAUUCCAGACCCCGACCGACCUCUACCUGGUCACCGACUACAUGUCUGGCGGUGAGCUGUUCUGGCACUUGCAGAAGGAGGGCCGCUUUGACGAGAAACGGGCCAAGUUCUACAUCGCCGAACUCAUCCUGGCCAUUCAGCACCUGCACAACAACGACAUCGUCUACCGAGAUCUGAAGCCCGAGAAUAUCCUCCUCGACGCUACCGGCCACAUCGCCCUCUGCGACUUUGGGCUCUCCAAGGCCGACUUGGCGCAGAACGACACGACAAACACAUUUUGCGGCACGACCGAGUACCUUGCUCCCGAGGUUCUGCUGGACGAGGCCGGCUACACCAAGAUGGUGGACUUUUGGUCGUUGGGUGUGCUCGUGUUCGAAAUGUGCUGCGGCUGGAGUCCUUUCUACGCCGAGGACACCCAGCAGAUGUACAAAAACAUCGCAUUCGGCAAGGUCAGGUUCCCGCGGGACACUCUUUCGGUUGACGGUCGGAAUUUUGUCAAGGGUCUGCUGAACAGGAACCCCAGGCAUCGGCUGGGAGCGACCAACGACGCCGAGGAGCUAAAGCAGCAUCCAUUUUUCAAGGACGUGGACUGGGAUGCCCUACAGAAGAGGUUGAUCUCGCCACCCUUCAAGCCCAAGCUCAAGUCCGAGACGGAUGUGUCCUACUUCGACCCAGAAUUCACAAACGCUCUGCAGGCCAACGGCUCGCUCAACGAACGCGCAGCGGCCCUCGCCAAGGGAUACGGAGCCUCAACGCCGCUCUCGCCCUCUGUCCAGGCCAACUUCCAGGGAUUCACCUUUACGGGAGAGAGCACGCUCGAGGAGCAGAUGAAGGAUCGGUACGGCCACGAAGAUGAGGACAUGGACGACGUGGACAGGGCCAAGGACAACAACGACUGGGACGACGUUGACGAUGGCGACAUCUCCAAGGGGAACGGAAACCGAAUGAGCGGUAUCGAGCGGUCCUCCACUAAUGAUGAGCACAUGUUCAGCGACUCGCAAUUCGACGACAUUUAGCUAACAGCCAACCACGUCAUACGCCACCACUUUCCUGACACCAAUAAGUGACUGAUCAGGAAAGCAGCAAGGAGAAGCCAACCCAAAAGAGAGAGAAAAAAUGAAAAAGAAAACACACACACACACACACACACACACACACACACAAGUACACA
Molecule: messenger RNA, 4261 nt
Organism: Gaeumannomyces tritici R3-111a-1
Lineage: Eukaryota; Fungi; Ascomycota; Sordariomycetes; Magnaporthales; Magnaporthaceae
Product: AGC/AKT protein kinase, variant
Exons: 3
Coding region: 1998-4106 (702 amino acids)
Biological process (GO): protein phosphorylation
Molecular function (GO): protein serine/threonine kinase activity; ATP binding
Source: RefSeq, a predicted model, not a curated record